AUGACGGGUACAACGGAAACCGAACCCUUGGUUGUCGUUAACAAAUGGGAUGGCCCAACCGUCAAAAACCAUCUCGACGAUACGGUUAAAAAGGUUUUUUUUUAUUUUGUUAUGUAUCUUGCAAUGUGAAUCAGAGUGAGUUAUUAGAAUCAUAGUCUCAAUACAGUAAAGAUAACUGCCGAGUUUGGCGCGAGAGAAAUGCGAGAUCGGUGGCGUUACAUUGACGAACUCUCACAAAUCUCGCGCCGGUCUCGCAUUUUUCUAGGCGGAGCUCGUAUUUCUCUCGCAAUUUGCAAAUUUUCGAAAUGCUAGGUCGCGCCGGUAAAUAUGCGAGGUCGCAUCUAGAAAUAAGCGGCACGUUUGCGAGUUCGCAAUGUACCGCCGCUGACCUCGUUUAUCUCGCAGUUAUUCUUAGUGUAGAAGUUCCACUGUGAGCUGGGGACUACCUCUUAUAUUUUUCAAUCUGUCACAAUACGAAAAAGGAUUCUUUUAAACUUAGUCAUCAAAGCCAAGUGUGAAGGCUCGUAUACCAAGUUGAAUUCAAAAAGAAAGCAGCAUACAAAAUCGAUUCUCUUGGCCAUGUUUCGCCAACUUUCUGUAUGGUUGAAUUUUUUUUCUCAGAACGCCAGCAACUGAAGUCAUUUUUAAGAUCCUGAACGACAAAAUCGGCUGGAAAGAGUACCAUUCGUUGAUGGACGGCCGCAUUCUCAUCUCUUUCAUAGGCGUUGCUUUCUCUGCUUUCGGGAUAGCGUACGAUUUCUAUCACCCGUUCCCCCAGUCGAAGAUGGUUACGUGUUUCUUUCUCGUUUCAUUCUUUUUCCUUCUCAAGGUUCUCGCGGUCUGCUCCGUUUCGUACUUCAUCUGCAUGGGAGUUCUCCAGCUGUACGUGUGGUACGUGGAGAAAGAAUGCUUCUACCAGGCCACCGAGUCCGAUGGCCAGCAAAAACGCGUGUGGAAGUGGUGCUCCGAAAUGAAACAGUAUGUUCCAAUUUUUCAGUUUUCGGGUUCAUUAAAACUAGUACCUACACUGAGAAUUAAUUCGUGCGGUCGAGGUGUUAGAAAAAAACGAGAUUCUUGAUAUUGAAUACUUUUUUUCCUUAUAAACAAUCAUUUUUUGAAAAAAAAAAAUACAUUUCCAACUAUUUUCAUUGUCAGAUAUGACGAUAAGUACUCGCUUUCUGCCGAGUUCGUGAAAGAAAGCCGAUCUGGUCGAGGAAAGAUCACAAAGUCGAUCGGAAUGUACAUUGACCAGGACGGCGAGGUUCGUUGAGAAUCCAGUAUUUUUAUACGCAGUUAUUUUUCUUUAGAUUGUCGUACCACUGCUGCAAAAGGAAGUCGAUGAUUUGUACAACCGGCUCCUAAGGGGGGAACACUAA
Caenorhabditis auriculariae is the source of this 1376-nucleotide messenger RNA. Lineage: Eukaryota; Metazoa; Nematoda; Chromadorea; Rhabditida; Rhabditidae. The record is from the annotation of a GenBank genome assembly.